CAGCAGUCUGCGCGCGCAUGCGCUUCUUAUUUGACGUGUUAUGUUGGGUGUUCACAAAAUUUUACGAUUUUGACAUUAUUUCGUAACAACGCAAGAACUGUGCAAGUGUAUGUAAAUUUAAUUUCUUUUUAUAAUGGAAAGAAACUCUCACCAUCACAAUCUGUCAACGAUGGACCGCAAUUCCAAGUUUCUUUUGCGAAAAAUCACUAUGGAUUUCUGCAUUCUGUUUUGCGUUGGCUUCCUUAUCCUCGUUUUCUACUUAUGGGGUUCACCAUACGAACGAGGGUUCUUUUGUGAUGAUGAAUCACUCAAACACCCCUACAGAGAGUCAACAGUCACAAAUGUAAUGCUGUACAUCGUGGGAAUCGGACUGCCAGUGGUUGCUAUGGCGCUCACAGAAUGGAUCAGACUACGGGACUACCGGGGAGGAAGGUCCCGGGCUAUCCUGGGCAGAGACGUAACAGCGUGGGUCUGGGAGGCGUACAAGGUGAUCGGAGUGUUCUUGUUUGGCUGCGCGUGCCAGCAACUCACUACGGAUGUAGCGAAGUACACGGUGGGGAGGCUGCGACCGCAUUUCUUUGAUGUGUGUAAACCAAGCGUCGAUUGUAGUCUCCCAGAGAACAAAUGGCGGUACAUCCAGAACUUCACGUGCCUCAACGCUCUCGACUCCGAACAAGGCGCGAAGCUCUUAAAGGAAAUGCGUCUAUCAUUCCCCAGUGGACACUCCUCGUUUUCUGCUUACACCAUGCUUUAUUUUUCUAUGUAUCUUCAAAGACGUAUGACAUGGCGCGGUUCAAAACUGAUCCGGCCUGGCAUCCAGUUCGUUCUGAUGAUGGCAGCGUGGUAUACCGUCAUGACCAGAGUAUCCGAUUAUAAGCACCACUGGAGCGAUGUUCUCGCUGGGUUCUGUAUUGGCCUUCUUUUUGCUGUUAUUGUGUUCACGUUCGUGUCCGACUUACGAAAGACUCCCCAUACGAAACAGAAUCUCAACCACCUGGAUGCAGAAAUGCACACCACCAACGGCACCCGACACCCCAACAGGGUGCAAGUCUGACAACCAACACCCCCCAGCUCGCAGUCGGUAAGCGACGAAGAGCCAUGACCAGACAUCCCUCAUAUAUCAUGGAUCUCACAUGAGUAUAUCAUCAAGUAAGAGUUGACAAUUGAACUGUUUUUAACAGACAUUGUUUAUUGUGUAAAGUGUUUUAUUUCUCUUGAAACGGCUUCAUAUGGAUUUCUUACCCCAUAUUUCAAGGAAAUUUGAUAGAUAUUUAACUACUUAUUGAGUAGCUAAUAUCGUCUUAAUAGACGAAUUUUUUUUAUUUAUAUUAUAUGUUGUGGAAUAAUUUAUUGAUAUUUUUGGUGUUUUAUCGAAAUGUUAUAUUUAUGUAUGUUCAUAAAAAAUUACUUAUAUACAUAUCAAUGUAUGAAACGUUGCAUUGUCUAUCUGGAUUUGCUUUAUAUGAAAAAUAUACAUAGUAACUUGCAGUUCAAAAAAACACAAUAUAGUUAUUAUUGUCUGCUGUAAACUAUGGUAGCGGCAGUUUAAUUAAAUUGUAAAUCAACCUGAUGUACCAAUAAUGCAAAAUUUAAUUAAACUGGCUAAUGAAACAAAUUUUACAUUAUUGUAAAAGACAUGAGCUGAGUACUAGUUUAUCGCCUUAUGUCUGUUUGAUGAAAAAUCCAUAUCUGCUUAAGAUAUGGGUACCUGAAAAUAAUAUUAUAAUAAAUAGCGUGCAAUUGUAGGCUUUUUUACUCUUAGUGUUAUAAAAAGUGUGAGAGGGAGACUUUAUACAAAAAUCGAUUGCUUGGAUACCUCUGUCCCAUUCGUGUUUCUACCGUGAAGCAGUUGUGUUUGCAUGGCUGUGUUUCGGUUUGAUAGGUGGGAUAUGGCGUGAAUUAACAGGGUACAGAGGAAUAACAUCUGAGUCCUCAGGAAUGGCAACGUAUGGAAGGUAUCAUGGGCGAAACAGUAUACUCUGUUAUGUCCAUGGUACUGCUCAUGUCUAUAGGCGACGGUUACUACUUUCCAUCACGUGGGCCGUCAGCUUGUUUGCCAUUCUAAGUUGUAUAAAAACAGAGAAUACAAUUUCACAUUUUGACGGUACUAAAACGUAUGUUGUCUUCUUCAUUACGUAUUUGUUAUAAAAAAAUAGCACUUCAUUUACAUUUGUGAAACGGAACCUAACGUUUUAACAUACAAUAGUCGUAUUAUUAUAUUUAAUUUUUUAUUCAUCCUCAAUAUGAAUGUAGUACAAUUUUUAUAUAAGUACAUACUUAUUUGUAAAAGAUAUUAUAAUCAUAUUUGAUACAUAUUUGUAUGACAAUUCUGUAUCAUUCCUAGUUUAUAAUAAACCAUUCUCUGUUUCCUUUACUUAUAUUGACCGGUCCUUUAAGUAAGUUUUCUACUUAAGGUACAUUUUUGUAUUCUUUUAAAUCUCGCUUAAACUAAGUCAAAAUCCAUGGAUUACCAGUGGCUUCUAUUAUUAGAUUUAUUUCUCGCUCCGUACACUUUCGUUUUUCUACUCGCUAUUUCCUAAAUUUUAAUUUUUAGAAUGAGGUUACAAAGGUGCCUAUGCCAAGGACUUUUCAUUGAUAUGGUACAUAUGACUUCCCUACUGUAUUCUCUGAUAUUUUCGAAUUUUUAUAAUAUCUGAUUUCCCCAUUAUUGGAAAAAUAAUAUUACAGACAAAAUUAUUUAAUAUAAAAUACCUUUUAUUUAAUAGUACAAGUUAAGAAUAAUCUAGGUUUUUAAUUUUAAAUUACAAUAGUAUAUUUAAUAGAUUCACUUCAUUAUAAAGCAUAUACUUUCUAUCCACAUGUUCAUCGUUACAUGAUAAUUUACAUGAUAUUUGGGCAAUUGAAUACUCAGUAGGUUGCUUAUAUGUACAUAAAUGUUAUUCAAAUAUGAAGUAGAUCCAGAAUUUGAAAUUUAUAUUUUCAAGGUACAGUUACUAUUAAAAAUACGUGAAUUGCAAUAUUUUACUCUCAAGAGAUACAUUAUUUUAUGGCAUAAUAAAAAUUAUAUUAUAUUUCAAAGAAUUUAGCUUAUAUGCAUUUAAUUUUAACAUACAAUAUUAUUUAGUAUGGUCGUUAAUUCCUUUUGGAUCUGAAUAUGUUAUGUUUGUUGCAUUUGUCUGUUUGUAAGGUUGUACUCGUAUGUAGUUUUAACAUUGUCUAAAAUUAAAACGUCAAUACGAAUUAGUAUCUAUGUAUACCAGCGCGAUACAUAAACUUAUCUCUUUCAAUCUCAAGGGCAAAGCGCCUUCUAUGUUUUACAUUUUAUUAAGUUCUGAUUCGUGAUUACCAAUUUAUACUUUGCGCCGUGUUUAUUAUAUUACCACGGCUACCAAAUUAUAUCCAUUAGUGUGGUGUUAUAUUUGGUGUGCUAAUUAUUAUAUUACCACACCUAACAAAUUUAUACAUCAGUAUGGCAGUUAAUUUAAUUAUAACCGCUUAUUAUACCCACCAAUGCAAUAUCGAAUAAUUAUUGUAUUACCACGCCUAGCAAAUAUAUCUAUCAAUGUUGUUAUGUGCUUUUUAUAGUAUUUAUUUUAUUACCACGCUUACUAAAUAUUCAUCAGUAUGGCAACUAUUUUAAAUAUGGCCGCUUAGCACCAAUGCAAGGUCGAACUACCCUUAUAUGCAGAAUACAUAGCACCCGCAGACAAUUAUGCAAUUGUCAAUGUUUAUACUCGUAUAUUCAGAAAAUACACAAAUUCAAUGCAAAUGCUUAUUGUAGUUGGUACGGCCUUGCAUCUUUAGAACGAUUUUAGAUACUUAUCGAAAUAUUUAAUUAGCUUGGUAGCUCAGUGAUUAUAGGCAACCUUACGAUAGCAAAGUCCAAAGUUCAAAUCCCGGUGUAAGUGAAAGUAGACCGAUGAUUUUUAAUAUCUUAACUAUAUUUAUUUGCUGGGAUAUGUGCAAGAUAUCGGUGUUUGUAAAUUUCACAUAAUAAUUUAUAAUUACAUUAAAUAAUUUAUUAAUUCAUAUACAUGUAUGACUUGACUGAAAUUGGGAUAAAGUCAUCAGCAUACUGUAUUUUAAACUUUGUUUUAAAACAAAUACUUAUAUUUAUUGAUUUACAAUUAUAUGUGAAUGAUCCGUAUGAGAUCCCGCGUUUGAUUCUCGCCUUGGUCAAUAAGACUAGUUCGUAUUUAUGUCGUAUCUCAGAUAUUUGUUGUCCUGUUUCCCAUAUCAGCAAAUGAUGUGAAUAUACGACACUUACCCUAUUAGGUAUUGAAUUAUAUAUUGUUCUGUAUCUAUAAAGCUUAGUUCACAUUGUGUUAGUAAUUUGGUCGAGUAGCAAGUAAUUUAGAAACUGAAUAUGUUUACACAAUAUAAAUUUAGUCGAAUCAUAUUUUAUUAUUACCCACCUCUUCACUGAAUUACUAAAGCAAUCUAAUCUAAGUUUAUGACCUACUUCAAACUGUUUUAGUAAUUCAGUCAAGUGAAAUAUUUUUUACUAAAUUGUUCCCAAUUUAAACAACUAAAAUUAUUAAAAAAUACUCUAACGUAUUAAACUGAAUUCGACUAAUAUUUUUUCGUAUGCAUCAAGCUUCUAUAUUACACGCCACUUGACUGAAUUACUAAACAGUCUGAACUAGGCUGUAUGCGAGAAAAACCAUGUUUAGUAUAGAUGUAGUACCUAAACUAGCUUUACAGACUGCAAGACUGCAAAGCGUGUAUUUUAAUUCUGUGAUAUAAAGUUGUAAAUACAAAUUGUAGUUUUAUAUAUAGUGUAGCUAAUGUUUCUGUUAUUUUUUAAGAUAAAUUGUUUAGGUGCUAGUUAAGUGUAAAUUAUAUUAUAGCUGUAUUUAAAUAUUUAAACUUUUUACGUUGUAAACUGGGUUCGUAGAAGUGUGACAAUCUGAAAACCAAUAGAUAGUAUAUAUCAAAUUACUUUCCUCGAUAAGUCGAAUUUUAAAUAUAGUAAUGACAAUAAUUAAAAGCGAAUUUUGUUUUGAUUUUUGAAAUUUUCAUAUACGACUGUUGUGUGGAGAGGCGUUGGUAGCUCUUGAAUUGAUUAAAGAACAUUGUGAUUUGUAAUGAACAAUCAAUAAUUUGCAAACAAGUAAACAGAUUACAAAGAGACGCGGUUACAAUUAUAGUUUCUUUUUGUGUUGCCACAUACAAAAUUAAAAAUGUUAAUAUUCACAUUUCAAAUUGCCAGAUGCAAAAUAUAAAAUAAUAUUGGUUUCUAACAAUCCAUCUUUCUUGUGUUUCUGCCAUCAUCCAGCUAUGAAUGAAUGAGUGUGCUUUAUUUGCAUUAUACAGUAUAGGAAGGCCAGACAAUUAAUAAAUAAAACGAUACAGUUGUAUAAGUGCAGUAAGGCGGUCUUACUGCAGAAAACAAUCUUUUCAAGACAAUUUUAGGGUAAUGGACUAAUUGUUGCAGAAUGAGGUAUGAUAAUAUUUUAUAAUUAAGAAAAUUAACAGCGUAAAACAUGUUUAUGUGAUUAUGCAUCUGUGCUUAUUUAAUUUGAAUAUGGCAGUGAAAGGUGGUACAUACUCUGGUUCUCAGGAAUACCAAAAUGUCUCCAUAACUUAGGCAACAGUUACCAAAUACCAUCUAGUGAGCCGUCACGUCGUCACAAAAAAGAUUUGAAUCUCUUACACUGAAAUUUAACAUUCAGUUCAACAUUUAUUUCUUUAUUAAAUACUUGUCCAGUUUCGGGAGUUUUCAGGUUGAUACAUUCUUUCCAAUUAACAUUGUAUUUAUUUCAUAAUUUUUUACCAAUUAAUCCACUAUUGGGAAUAGAAGAUUUCAAGUGAUUAUUUACAAUGUCGUACUGACCAUUUUGUAAAAAAAAAAAAUAUUUGAAAUGUUUAAAAUUAGAACAAUGGAAAUUUAUAUAAAAUGAGGUUUUUAUUUAUAUGUAAAUACGAAAUGAUUGUUAUUUUAUUUAGGACAAAUAUUGUCAAUGUAAGUGUAUAAUUUAAUUACAUUUAUACUUCCUAAUUAGAUAUUAAUAUGAAAAGUUGGAAGCUUUAGUCAUAAAAAUCACUAUUUUUAAUGUAUUUUAUUAAAGUGGUUUUAAAUUAGUUAACAAUAAGUAAAGUAUUUAAGAAAAACUUUUGUACAACUCCAUUUGAAAAUGUAAAACACCUAGUAGUGGCUGAAAUUUUAUUCGUAAGUCACUUGUGCCUAAUAUCAUUAGGUUCAUAGCGACCAAGUAUAAGAAAACAAACGAAAACCAAAAAUAGCCAACCAAAACAAUCAGCCUUGACCUUGUCGUCCUGGGUAGGGGACUGUUAGCAGUGGAAUUUAACGGCCCCUUUUCUACCAAUAUACUCUGUCAGGUCGAUCUCCACAUAGUCUUUCCUGGAUACCAUUGUGGUUAUUGCCUAGUGAAUUCGUCACAAUGCGCCAACGGACUUGACUUAAUCUUUACCUACCCUCUUACUGGUAACCCGUUAGCGUAAAUCGGUAACUCAGACACGGCUACCUACCAUUUUCAUCUAUAAGAGAUUUCAUGAUUCACAACGAAUGGCACAUGGUUUGCAUUUUGUUUUGUUAAAUUUAGUCGCUGUGAACACGGCCUUAGAAAUAUUACAAGUUUGUUAGCUAAUUUAAUUACGCACGCGUAGUCAACAAGCACUGUCCUCUAGAUCGGACUAUGUGGCAGCUAUAUUUAUUUCCUUAUUUAUAAACUGUUUUAAAAAAAAUGCAUAAUAAAUAUUGUUCUUAAUUUUUAUAA
Molecule: messenger RNA, 6701 nt
Organism: Galleria mellonella (greater wax moth)
Lineage: Eukaryota; Metazoa; Arthropoda; Insecta; Lepidoptera; Pyralidae
Product: putative phosphatidate phosphatase
Exons: 6
Coding region: 134-1054 (306 amino acids)
Biological process (GO): phospholipid metabolic process; signal transduction; phospholipid dephosphorylation
Molecular function (GO): phosphatidate phosphatase activity
Source: RefSeq, a predicted model, not a curated record